AGACGAGCUCAUAGUGUCGUUCGUUGCUUCAACUCGAGUGUUGUUGUUUCACUUGAACUUAUCGAUUAAAGACCAGCAUGGCGUGGUCUAUCAUUGCGACGACCGUCGCGCUUUUCACCGCUGGUGUUAUGUGCCUGCCGAUGGAUGUACCUGCCACGGAUUUGUUACCGCCGAAAAUGCUAAGAGAACCAGCAACUGAUUUGUUGCCAGCGGAAAAGGAGAACGGACCAGUAGCUAAGUGGAUGCCCACUGAUAAUGGACCGACAACUGAUUUAAUGCCAUCUCCAUUGCCGGAAGGAAUGAAUGAAAAGAAGCUUCCAGCAAUGUUGUUUGUGAUCAACGUUUUUGCAGUAAAGAACAGCACCGCCGAGGAUUCAAAUGACGUGUUGCACAGUGACGUUAUCGAGGAAGUGCCAAGUGAGGUCGCAGUACCGUUGGCAUUAUUCCUCUUAGUUCUCGAAGAUGAAAAUGAAAAUCACCCCGUCAGUUUGGACGAUGUUGCCAGAGAUCUCGAAAAGGAAGGUUUUGCCGUCGAAAAGAUUGUUAAAAAUGGCGAGACUGGUCUUGUUAAAGUGGACCUUGACACAUUCGAAUCGACAGUACGAAUCCCUCAAGGAAAUAACAACGUGAUCGAACAUGAAACCGAUAUCAAGGAUUCUGGCAAACUCACAAGUGUACGUAGGAAGAGGCAUAUCUGCCUUCAUUGCAAACUCGACGAGCUCAAACAGAAGAUUCACAAUAAACAUAGUGGAGGUUGCAAUACUUGUGGUGGUGGUGGCGGCGGUGGUUAUUAUGCUCAACCAGUAUACCAACCAGUUCAACCAGUAUACCAACCAGUAGUCCAUCAACCAGUCUACCAACCACCACCUCAACAAAAUUAUUACCCACAACAAGGUUGUAGUACCUGCAACGGUGGAGGAGGAUACGGAAACGGUGGUGGUAAUGCUUACGCACAAGCGUCUGCGCAAGCUUCCGCUUCAUCGUCAUCUGGAGGUUACGGUUACGGACGUUAAAACGAAGAUACUUUUUUAAAUUUGUUGACUAUUAAAACAUUGUGAGAAUAGAAUUUUUGUAAAUUAUAA
Messenger RNA from Phymastichus coffea, 1082 nucleotides. RefSeq lists its product as uncharacterized. NCBI's taxonomy places the organism in Eukaryota, Metazoa, Arthropoda, Insecta, Hymenoptera, Eulophidae. The coding region runs from base 78 to 1013 and encodes 311 amino acids. The record is from RefSeq and is a predicted model, not a curated record. The transcript is spliced from 5 exons.